Messenger RNA from Ostrinia furnacalis (Asian corn borer), 1008 nucleotides. RefSeq names its product ADP-ribosylation factor-like protein 8. The transcript has 5 exons. Gene Ontology annotation, cellular component: lysosomal membrane. The coding region runs from base 60 to 623 and encodes 187 amino acids. Gene Ontology annotation, biological process: anterograde axonal transport; protein transport. Gene Ontology annotation, molecular function: GTP binding; GTPase activity. The record is from RefSeq and is a predicted model, not a curated record. Lineage: Eukaryota; Metazoa; Arthropoda; Insecta; Lepidoptera; Crambidae.
UGAGAGGCGUUCAUUAUUUUUGCGUUUUAUUACAAUAAAUACAGUGAUAAUUCUUCAAAAUGUUGGCUUUAAUCAAUCGGAUCCUCGAUUGGAUUAAAAGCUUGUUUUGGAAGGAAGAAAUGGAACUCACUUUAGUCGGAUUGCAGUACUCUGGAAAAACAACUUUUGUUAACGUCAUUGCCUCCGGUCAAUUUAGCGAAGACAUGAUACCUACAGUUGGCUUCAACAUGAGGAAAAUCACAAAAGGAAAUGUCACGAUUAAGGUGUGGGAUAUUGGUGGCCAGCCAAGGUUCCGUUCUAUGUGGGAGAGGUACUGCCGAGGUGUUAAUGCUAUUGUGUACAUGGUGGACGCGGCGGACCAGGACAAGAUCGAGGCGUCGCGCAACGAGCUGCACAGCCUGCUGGAGAAGCAGCAGCUGACCGGCAUCCCGGUGCUGGUGCUGGGCAACAAGCGCGACCUGCCGCACGCGCUCGACGAGCACGGCCUCAUCGAGCGCAUGAACCUAUCAGCGAUCCAGGACCGCGAGAUCUGCUGUUACUCCAUCUCGUGCAAGGAGAAGGACAACAUCGACAUCACGCUGCAGUGGCUCAUCCAGCACAGUAAGUCGGGCUCCGCGCGCUAAGUCACGCCACCGAGCGCCUGGUACAUGCGUCGAUGAUAUCAUUGGGGCGCUUUCACAUUUAGGCGGUUUUAGCAGCGCGACAAAGUGCUGAUAGUAAGGGCUAUCGUUUUUAUACAACAGUGUAGAUGCGAGUUUGAAUUGAACGUCGUCGCUACAUUGUAUCAUUGGGGCGCUUUCACAUUUAGGCGGUUUUAGCAGCGCGACAAAGUGCUGAUAGUAAGGGCUAUCGUUUUUAUACUUAACAGUGUGGAUGCGAUUUUGCAUCGAACGUCUCGCUAGCAAGUGCGUCAAAAAAAUCUAUGAAGACGCUAGCGUGUGCGUCAAAAAGUCUAUGAAGAUUUUAGUUUUAUAGGAUACAAUCUGUCAUACAUUUCAUGUAUACAGG